Carassius carassius (crucian carp) is the source of this 590-nucleotide messenger RNA. Its product is annotated as guanylate-binding protein 6-like. The transcript has a single exon. The record is from RefSeq and is a predicted model, not a curated record. Gene Ontology annotation, molecular function: GTP binding; GTPase activity. Bases 69 to 515 code for a protein of 148 amino acids. NCBI's taxonomy places the organism in Eukaryota, Metazoa, Chordata, Actinopteri, Cypriniformes, Cyprinidae.
AGAAGGCUGUUCUCCUUGCUCAAGAGAUAAACACCAAGGAUCAGAAACAGCGACAGUUAGUGGAGAAAAUGGAAGCACAGAGACAGAGUAAUGAAGAGAGGAUGAGACAGAUGAAGAAGAAGAUGGAUGAGGAGAUGAAACGUCAGAGAGAGGAGGCUGAGCGUGGUAUGGACAGUAAACUGAGGGAGCAGGCUGCUCUUUUGGAGAAGGGCUUUAAGGAGAAGGCUGACAGGAUGACUAAAGAGAUAGAAGACUUUAAGAGGAAAAAUAAGGAAGCAGAAAAGGAAAGUGACAAGCUUUUUAAAAGGCUGAUAGAAAACAUGAACAAAAGACAUGAUGAAACUGUGAAUUUGAUGAUGAAGCAACACAGCGAGCAGAUGAAUACAAUCAUGAGCAUGCAGAGACCUUCAUCAGACUCUUCCGCUCUACUCUUAGGUCUGCUACUUGGUGGUCUCACUGGUGGCUCAGACUCAAGCACAUGCUCAUACUCAUGCUGUUCACGUCCCUGUUGUUAACCCUUGUGCACUCCUCAUUUGGGAGUCACACUCAUGGUCUUUACUCAUGGACACCUGAAAUGUAACUUUCUUUUU